UACUCAUGGGUAGCACUCAUUGGAAUACCAUAAACCUCAAAACUGAUAUAUAAACCCCUGAAAACCGCCUCCAUGCUUACGCUCCGGCAGCCCUUCUCCUCCAACUUCCACCGCCUUCUCCGUCAUACAAUAUCCUCCAUUGCUGCUUCAUCUUCACCUCCACUGACCCACGAUCCUCUUAUCACUAUCCCCAAAUCAUACAAAUUCACCCCUCCAAUCAAACCUUGGCCUAAAAACCUCUCCCCAAAACGUCUUAUUUCCAUCAUUAACCGUCAACAAAACCUCGAUCUUGCCCUCCAAAUCUUCCACUUCGCCGGAAAAUUCCAUAACAAUUUUACCCAUAACUACAAUACCUACCUUUCCAUCAUCACCCGCCUCGCACGUGCUCGACAAUUUCACCAUUGCGAAGCCCUUUUAGAUGAGCUCCAUGGAAACUCCCUUAUCAAAUGUGGGGAAAUACUCUUCGUAACUCUAAUUCGAAAUUAUGGUCUUGCUAAUCGUCCUAAAGAUGCUGUACGUAUAUUUUUAAGAAUUCCUGAUUUUGGGGUGAAUCGGUCAGUUCGUAGUUUGAAUUGUUUAUUGAAUGCUCUUGUUCAGAAUAAUAAAUUUAAUUGGGUUUAUUUGAUGUUUAAGAAUUCUAGGGUUAAAUUUAAUGUUAUUCCUAAUAUUUUUACAUGUAAUAUACUUGUUAAAGCACUUUGUAAGAAGGGUGAUAUUCAAGGUGCGAUUAAAUUGUUGGAUGAUAUGCCUGGUAUGGGAUUGAUUCCUAAUGUUGUUACUUAUACUACGCUUUUAAGUGGGUAUGUUGCGAAAGGGGAUUUAAUAGGUGCUAAGAACGUUUUUCAAAUGAUUUUGGAUAAAGGGUGGGUGCCUGAUGCAACAACUUAUACUGUUUUGAUGGAUGGGUAUUGUAAGAAAGGGAGGUUGGUCGAUGCGGUUAACGUUAUGGAUGAUAUGGAGGAGAAUGAUGUUAAGCCGAAUGAGAUUACUUAUGGGGUUAUGAUUGAGGCGUAUUGUAAGGAGAAGAAAUGUGGGGAGGCUUUGAAUUUGCUUGAUGAUAUGUUAGAGAAUAGGUAUGUGCCGAGUUCCGUUUUGUGUUGUAAGGUGAUUGAUGUUUUGUGUGAGGAAGGGAAGGUGGAAGAUGCGUGUGCGUUAUGGAGGAAGCUUUUGAAGAAGAAUGUAACACCCGAUAAUGUUGUAUCGAGUACGCUUAUUCACUGGUUGUGCAAGGAAGGGAAGCUUCAGGAGGCGAGGAAAUUGUUCGAUGAGUUUGAGAGGAGUUCAGUCCCGGGGUUGAUGACUUAUAAUAUGCUGAUCGCGGGGUUGUGUGAGGCGGGGGAGUUGUAUGAUGCUGGAAGGUUAUGGGAUGAUAUGUUGGAAAAGGGAUGUAUCCCUAAUGCUUUUACUUACAACAUGUUGAUUAAAGGGUUCUGUAAAAUUGGGAAUCCUAAAGAGGGGAUGAGGGUUUUGGAUGAGAUGUUUGACAAAGGAUGUUUGCCUAAUGAUGCUACUCAUAAAAUAUUGAUUGAGGGGCUCUCUCGUUCAAAAUUGGACUCUGAAAUUAUGAACUUACUCUCCAUUGUGGCUAAUAGGCGAGGAAAAAUCGAUGCGAGUUUGUGGGAAGUCAUCCUCACUAAUGCUCUCGUUAAUGUAGAUACCGGGAAAAUUCUUGAGAGUAUAUUUCCACCGGAUGUUAGGGCAUGACUUUGUUCGGAGGAUUCCAUGUAUUGCGUUCCUUGGUGCCUCUUCCUGGCAGCUAUCAGAUACUCGAUUUAGUGUGAUUCAGAGGCUGUUGGUUUUAUUGAUGCAUUUUAUGAAUCCACAAAUAGCUCAAGAACGGAAAGAGGGGCCGAGAAAUCAGAAAGGUAUAGAAGAAUUUAGCAAACAACUGAGAAUGCUGAAGCCAUUGAUGUCCGAGUUUGGAAUUUGAUGCCAUGUAUGUGAAGAUUUCUUUUUAGGUAUUGAGCCCUUUCUAAAAUUAUGCUGAGGGUGCAGCGGAUAAGGAUGAAGCCAUGAAGUGAAGUCAUGCAUAUCUGAAUGGAGCUAGGAACCAGAAUGUUGCUACAGGAGAUAGAUUGGUGCUGUGAACCAUUGCAACUGGCAAGCAAUGGAAAAUCUCAGGUUAGAAUCGUACGAGAAACCUGGUGACUAGAUGCUAGGAAAUGAUAAUGCUGGUGCUGACUGCUGAGCAGGCUCUUUCCUGUCUUUCAAUUGACGAAAUGUGUUUCAGAAUUCAGUCUGUAGCCACGAUCAAUCCAAUUAUUUUCGGCCCCAUUUCUGUUGAGAGUAUUAUGCCCGCAUUUCUGUGCUCGAUUUAUUUAUCUUGUAUGUAGUGCUGGUUUCACCGAUUAGAAUCAUUUUCGGCCCGUUUGGUUGUUGGUAGUUAAUGUUGGAAUGAUAAUGAAAAUUUAGUGUAGUUUUAGUAGAAAAAUCACUCGAUAAGUUUAAGGUCAUAUCAUGUUUUUCAUAAAAUACAUUCAAUACAUUACUAUUUGAAAAUGUGAUAUUACGUGAUAAUGAAAAUUUGUAAACAAAAUAACACUU
Molecule: messenger RNA, 2544 nt
Organism: Amaranthus tricolor (Joseph's coat)
Lineage: Eukaryota; Viridiplantae; Streptophyta; Magnoliopsida; Caryophyllales; Amaranthaceae
Product: pentatricopeptide repeat-containing protein At5g16420, mitochondrial
Exons: 3
Coding region: 73-1704 (543 amino acids)
Molecular function (GO): protein binding
Source: RefSeq, a predicted model, not a curated record